Marchantia polymorpha subsp. ruderalis is the source of this 1621-nucleotide messenger RNA. Lineage: Eukaryota; Viridiplantae; Streptophyta; Marchantiopsida; Marchantiales; Marchantiaceae. The record is from the annotation of a GenBank genome assembly.
GUUCUGAGUCCGGAGAUGGAGAGGUGCAACUGCAGAGUUGGAGUGGAGCGCCGGAGUGUGGAUGCUCGAAAGGCGCAUCGAGAUUCGAGACUAACCUGGUAGACGGUGACUGUUGUGAGCGGAAGGGGAAGCGAGUGUGAGUGCAAUUGUGGUUACGUGAUCGACGUUGACGAUGUGGAGGGAAUGAGCAGCAAGCACGUGAAGCUGAGGAAAGAAUCAAUGCUGUAGCUGGGUGGGAAUCCUUGAAAUAACAUCAGGUUUACUCCGUCGGCCAAAAUUGCUCCCUCGCAUUUCAGCUCGUUUCUGAUGGCGGACGAUGACGAUGCCGCCCCGAUAGAGGCAGAGUUCGUUGAGACCGAGAAUUCAGAGUUGAUCAUUGCUCGCGUCGAGAACAAAACUCGCCAAGUUGAGCGAUUGCUUCGAUUGCUGCAGUAUACCCAAGCUUUAGAAAUCGCUCUGGAAGACGCUCCUACGAAAACUCGAGACGAAAGGUGCAAGUCAGCAAAUUGGGUGUUGGUGCAUCGCGUGCUGAUGGCGACGAAAGAUGUGGAUGGAUUGCUGACGAACUUGAAUUCUGAGUAUUAUGACCUGCUUAUGAAGUAUCUUUAUCGUGGCCUGGCCACAGGAGACAGACCGACUUGCGACCAGUGUUUACGGUUGCAUGAGAAGUUGACACAAAUAGCAGGAAUGGGUUGUAUUAUGCGAGCUCUUGCGGAUACUUGGAAUGUCGUUUGAAGGCGAGUGUUACAACUUCCUUGCGGAAUCUGGUUUUCCAGCAAUCAAAGAUCUUUUACACUCACUGAGAAUUACUGCGUGCAGUCGGAGUUUUAUCAUCGAAUCCUGCCAGGCCUUUUGAGAAUGACCGAGCCCAACUUAAAUUCUUCAUCGAUCAUGCUUACAGCUUGAAGCACACAAGUUGACCUGUUCUGUUCGCGUGAUGGUUUCUCUUCAUCGGGAGUUUGCUGUAGACACAACUUUUUCGAGAUCUACUGUUCUGCUGUGUAAGUUUACCUUGGUCAACACAACAACAUGCCAGAAGGCUUCAGUUUUGUGCACUCUUGCUUCACUAUGUCGGUCUGAGAGGUGUAGCUGUUACUGUGGUUGUGUCUCCCAAAGACUUGACCAUUGAGGUUGAAAUUGCAGAGACCUGCAAUUCAUGUUUGUGUCAAGAGAGGCAGACCUUUAGAGAACUCUGCAGGAAAAGCACGGCUCCAGUGUUUUCUGUUGUCACCAGAAUUGAAUAUCUGAAUGGUACACAAACGUGAGGUUUCUACUCUGCUGUUAGCUACUCGAGAUUGCAGGGCUCUGUAGGCAAUCUAGGCAAACUAGGCAAUUUGAGUUUCGAGGCAAUCGGACGAGCAGGUUGAAAAAAAUCAGAUGCUCUUUUCACAUACCUGCAAUGAAUAUGGUAUUUUUAGAGGCUAGACCUUAAACGGUUAGAAAAAUUAACCAAGGGCUUGUCACCGACUUGGGAUAAGUCGUUGUUCGACCACGUUCAUCAGUAUACUCAUAAUACAAGCUCUGAACAUAUGAUAGGCGACACGAAGGCUGGAUCAACGAAAUAUACGGUUUCUCAAUGAGGGGUAUUAAAAUGUGUUUCUCUCCCUCCGUUUUGGCCUUC